UUGCGCUGGAGUCGUUAGGAUCUUCGGUUGCAAAAUUCACAUCUAGUAUGAGGGAUUAUGUAGAGAAGCUGAUGAAGGACAGUGCAGACCUUUUGGUUUCGACUGAGCGUCUGCGGUCACCAGAAACAAGAGCGGAGAUCUGGGAAUCUGAGAGUGACCGAGCAGCUGAGAUGGUGGCUUCGCUGAAAGCAGAAGUGUCGGCAAUCAACACAGUGCUCGAAGAGACUCGUUGGAGGAUGUGGAAUUCUAUGAGCACGGAGGAACUGAAGGGGCAUAUGGAGAAGUGGUUGCAAGAGAAUGAUAGGCGUUUGGAUGAACUCGAAGGCUACUUGCAGCGAUUUGGAUACCAGCGAGCAGAGACGGUUGUAGACGAAGUGGGAAGGGUCAGGAGCCAGCUAAGUAUAGUGGAAGAGAGGAGAAAUGUUGGACCUGUGGAGGAAGGAGGAGAUAAGGGCAGUCAGUUGAGUGUGGCAACCGAAGAAGGGCAAACGAGAAAUGGAGAAAUGGAGAAGGGUACAGAGGCUGCUGCCGAAAGCGCCAAAAGCAGCAGAUCGCUAUCUGAAAACCAGACGGUACAUGCUGGAAACUUAGGGACAGGAGAAAAGAGAAUAGUCGCACCUGGACGCGCCGAGUCUGGUAUCACUCAAAAUGAUGAUGUUGUAGCAGUUCGAAGUGCGACCUGCUCUCUGAGAAUUGCCCCAAGCAAGCAACUGCCACCAUCGUCAGCACACCAUGAUUCCAGAAUGCAUUCGAAUACAGGGAACAUGGAUGGGUGCGACAGUCGUCAUCUUCGAGAGCUAACGACGCCUGCUCCCAAGGCAUCUGACCCUUUCAGCGUUGCGUCUACUGAAAGAGGCAGGGGGGGUGGUGCUGCUGGCCUCCACAGAAGUCAUGAAGAAUGGAUGAGAGGGAAGGUGAAGUCUGUGCAGUUGGAACCAGCAACUCGUCUCUACAGUGGGAUCUCCCAGCAACCUUUGUUGCCAAUGUCACCGCCACAAAGUUCACCUGAUAUCACGCUCGAUUGCUUAUCGGCCGAUUUUCUUGCAGCAAUACGAGCCGCGUCGUCGCGGCGUCAAGUGGAAUCAACAGGUCCCUGUGACCCUGAGGAUCCCACAGGAAAGCGUCUGAAUUCUUGUGCCGCUGAACUGGCGUCUACAGACAAACAAGAUGCCGUGUCAGCGGCGGAGGGCUUACCUGCAAGUUCUCUUGUGGCUGUAAUAACAUCAAGUCCAACUGAUGGAGGGAGGCAGGCAGCUCCUGCAGAUAGCACAGCAAAGCACCCUGAACCUGAGAGUAAUACCAAAGGAAAUCUGCGAAGCUCAAUGAUUCCACUGAUUGGAGAUGUGAGCGAGGAGGAGUUUCUCGAGGUUCCACAAUAUUUACGCUUUCGGUUUGACAACUUUCAGGACUUGAACAAAGCAAUUGGGAAAAUCAACGGCUGUUUGACCAACAAAUGGUUUGGCAUGGGAGAAGAUGAUGUCCAUCAGAUCGACUGCAAUGUGAGGGAUUGCAUCACACAGAAGGAAAUAGCAUCGCUGGGCCUUGGGGCAAAGGAGAAGCCGGUAAUGGUGCUCCUGAUGAAACUGAACCGUCUUGUGGUUGAGCAUCGCAGUGGAGUUGUGGUGUACAGUGUCUGCUGCUCAGAAAACCAGAACACAGUUUAGGGCAUCCUCGCACCAUCACGUUCCUAAUUUUAUCCGAUUCC
Molecule: messenger RNA, 1705 nt
Organism: Chara braunii
Lineage: Eukaryota; Viridiplantae; Streptophyta; Charophyceae; Charales; Characeae
Source: the annotation of a GenBank genome assembly